GGAGCGGGCCGGGGAAAAGACGUUAGCGGGAGGAGUUAGCGGCUGUUGGAAGAACGGGUUCACGGAAACAGUCCCUUCCAAAGCCCUGGCCAUCGCGGCUUGGGCCGCCUUCCUCCCUCCCAGGCCGGGGGCGCUGGCCCGAAGGGGCGCGUGUGCAGACCGCGACCGCCUGCCCUAGCACGCCCGGGCAGGGCGGUGCUGGGGCAGCUGGGGACCACCGCCCGUUGGCCCCGCCCGGCUCUGAACGCCCAGGGGUCGCGGCGCGUCCGCCCGAAGCGUGUCAGCUGCACCCUGUGGAGACCGAGGGUAUGCAUUGCAGCGGCUCCAAAAGCGGAGUAGCCCUAGUUCCACUGUCUCGAGGUCCUGAUGGCUGUCAGAUGGUAACCAGAGCCCAGCUUGGCCAGGAUCCCCCACAAAGAACAGUGCUAGGGGUGCUAACUGAGAAUGGACAGUACAGGAGGUCCUGUGGCCAGGGGAUUACAACAAUCAGGUGUUUCUCUGGAUCAGAAAAUGUCUUCCCUCCAGCUGGAAAGAAAGUGCUCGCUGACUGCGGGGGCCAGGUGCCAGCCAAGCAAGGAUUUGAUAUCUACAUGGAUGAGCCUGAGCAGGGGGACAGAGACAGCUGCACAGGGAGACAGGGGAUGGCAUUUGAGGAUGUGUAUGAGGUAGAUACCAGCACACUCCAGUCAGACCUUCACUUCCUGCUGGAUUUUAGCACAGUUUCCCCUAUGCUGGUAGAUUCAUCUCUCCAUUCCCAGUCUGAAGAUGCAUCAGAUUUUGGUACAGAUGUGAUAAAUGUGACUGAAUAUGCUGAAGAAAUUCAUCAGUACCUUAGAGAAGCUGAAAUAAGACACAGGCCCAAAGCACACUACAUGAGGAAGCAACCAGACAUCACAGAAGGCAUGCGAACAAUUCUGGUGGACUGGCUGGUUGAGGUCGGCGAAGAGUAUAAGCUUCGAGCAGAGACUCUCUACCUGGCCGUCAACUUCCUGGACAGGUUUCUUUCGUGCAUGUCUGUUCUGAGAGGGAAAUUGCAGCUUGUGGGAACGGCAGCUAUUCUUCUGGCUUCGAAAUAUGAAGAAAUAUAUCCACCUGAAGUAGACGAGUUUGUCUAUAUAACUGAUGACACUUACACAAAACGACAACUGUUAAGGAUGGAACACCUGCUCCUGAAAGUCCUAGCUUUUGAUCUGACCGUGCCAACCACUAACCAGUUUCUCCUCCAGUACUUAAGGAGACAAGGAGUGUGCGUCAGGACUGAAAAUUUGGCCAAGUAUGUAGCAGAACUGAGUCUACUUGAAGCUGACCCAUUCUUGAAAUAUCUUCCUUCAUUGAUAGCUGCAGCAGCAUAUUGCCUGGCAAACUAUACUGUGAACAGGCACUUCUGGCCAGAAACCCUGGCUGCAUUUACAGGCUAUUCAUUAAAUGAAAUUGUGCCUUGCCUGAGUGAGCUACAUAAAGCAUGCCUCGAUAUACCCCAUCGACCUCAGCAAGCAAUUAGGGAGAAGUAUAAGGCUUCAAAGUACAUGCAUGUGUCUCUCGUGGAACCACCCGUAGUUCUCCCCCUGCAAUAAGUUUCCUACUGAAGCACUUUCAGAACUUAAUCUCCAGAUCAACAGAAUUCGUCCUAACUUUUAUAGGUUUCUGCAGGUUGGAUCAACUAGUGUUGCUACAAUAUAGAUGACAUAUUUUUAAAAAUGUAAUUGUAUUUAGGUUCUCUUAGACUUUGGUAGCUUGUACUGUCAUCUAACAUUUUUUAAAGAAUAAACAAAGAACUUGCCUUAUGAUCACGAGUCAGACUUAUUUACUCAUUAGGAUGGCUGAUGUACUUGCCUGGAGUUUUAGUCGGGAGCAUUCUAAACGUCCUCUCUAUUUCAAGGGUUCUCCUAAGCUGGUUUCAUAAAUCUGGCCUGCUAUUAGGAUUAAGUGUUCUGAGGAAUUCAGAGAUUUUCAUGUUUGGUAAAUGGCUACCCCGAGGGUUUUUCCUUCCUGUCUCUUUACUUUUCACAUAGCUCUCCAUAAAUGGGAAAAGGAAGGAACCCCAAGCUCAGGGAUGUAAACAGGCACUAUCUAUUCCAGCUUCCCUCCUGGACCCUAUGGAGUAAAGACAGUGAGUUGAGGACUGAGUGUGGUCAAGGUACCUCUGAAGGGUGAUUUACGUUUAAUUCUACUCCAGGGACGUGACACUCAUUUUGUAGGUUAUGUCAGUGUGUAGUUUUGAUUUAGUCACCCAUCAAGCAUAUAUUUCAGCCUUAGAAGAUGCUCAGAGAGAUGGAAAAAGCAAAUUUCACCACGGGGUGGGACUUCAGAACAAUGAAGCUGACCCCUCAUAGUUGUCCCUGGGGCGAUGUCCGUGCUAAGCUCUGCCAUAGCUCCAAUUAUCCUACAGUUCAUACACAGUCCUAUAUGGCCCCUUGCAGCAGCACUCACAUAGUACGCAAGGUGAGGAAAACUGCCAAAACAUCCAUUUGUUGCAACUUUGUUUUAAAGAUUGGAAGGAAAAUCAAGAGUACACUUGACCCGAUGCAGGGUGGUACUUACUGGGGACUGAAUGUAACUUUUGUAAAUGUCAAGCCAGGAGGCCGUGGGCACACAUGAGCUUUCUGUGCUGUGUGCCCCGUCUCUAGACCUGUCCCCGGGCUCAGUCCCCAUGGCUCUGUGGAGGCAAGAAGGACAGGAAACUUGUGUUUUCUAGAUCCCUUUACAUAGAGAAGAUUAGACCCAGGUAAGUUUUGGUAAAAUGGUAGUAGAUGAAAUUAACUCCAAAUACUAAGUUUCAAGCUCUAAUGAAAUUAUUAGUAUAGAAAUACAGCCGUAUUUUCAAAUUUUGUGAAGACUUUUUUGUUUUAAGUACCCACAAACUCUAAAAAGGUUUUAGCAUUGCCUUUUUUUCCCUCUGCAGAUAAACAUUCUCAAGGUGUCUCCAUUUCUGGUUCCACUGAAGAAAUCAACACUUCCCUAAGUAUUCUGUGAAUUAUUUUCCAUGAGUUUCACCAAGGGGAUACAGGACCUAUAUCACUACCGAGUUUUCUGUUUUUAUGUUCUAUAAUCUGCAACUUGUAAUGUCACAUUCUUUUUCUUUAAAAAAAAGUUUUUUUAAAUCUUUAUUUAUUUUUGAGAGAGAGACAGAGUGUAAGCAGGGGAGCAGCAGAGACAGAGGGAGACACUGAAUCGGAAGCAGGCUCCAGUCUCAGCUGUCAGCACAGAGCCCCACGCGGGGCUCGAACUCAUGAACCGUGAGAUCGUGACCUGAGCCUAAGUCAGACACUCAACUGACUGAGCCACCGGGGCGCCCCUGUCGUGUCACGUCCUGACUUAUGACUGGGCACCUUUCUGUUCACUGCAUAGAUGUGCUUACCUUCCAACUACCCUGUGGACUUGGCAGUGUAACAGACAUGCACUAUUAGGUGAGCCAUAAUAUUGCCCUCUCCUGAGGAGGCAGUGGGGGAGGCUAAUUCAGGCUAAGACUUUCGUGGUAGAAGUGCUGUGUUUGUCCCUUUCGGGCCUUAAAGAUUUGGGGGACCUGGCCAGGGAAGCUUCCUCUCAUCCUCUGCCAGUUUACACGGGCCAACCAACUCCCUGUGAAACCUGCCUGUCUCGAACUGCGGCCAUGUGGAAUCCUGACAAAAUAACAUUUUCUUUUGCUAGCGA
Molecule: messenger RNA, 3651 nt
Organism: Acinonyx jubatus (cheetah)
Lineage: Eukaryota; Metazoa; Chordata; Mammalia; Carnivora; Felidae
Gene: CCNA1
Product: cyclin A1
Exons: 9
Coding region: 309-1574 (421 amino acids)
Biological process (GO): mitotic cell cycle phase transition; regulation of cyclin-dependent protein serine/threonine kinase activity
Cellular component (GO): nucleus; cytoplasm; cyclin A2-CDK2 complex
Molecular function (GO): cyclin-dependent protein serine/threonine kinase regulator activity
Source: RefSeq, a predicted model, not a curated record